Oldenlandia corymbosa var. corymbosa is the source of this 1106-nucleotide messenger RNA. NCBI's taxonomy places the organism in Eukaryota, Viridiplantae, Streptophyta, Magnoliopsida, Gentianales, Rubiaceae. The record is from the annotation of a GenBank genome assembly.
GAACUAUUUUAACAAAUAUCUCAAAUUUUUGUCACCUUUUGGCUCCAAGUUUUCCCAAAAGAAAAAGCGUGCGAAAUUCAAUUUUCAAAUCUGGAACCAAAAUGCCCAAAACCCAAAUCCCAGUCGGCGCUCGCAAUCUCAGCCGUUCUUUAAUAAUCCAAUCUACGGUUCUAAUUAACGAUCCGCGUCACUCCAUUUCCACCAAUCACAAUCCAACCCAAUUUCCUAUAUAAAGAAACCUCCUCGCCGAGUCUCCGGUAUCACGCUCCUCCACUUCGAUUCAACCCCCUAUCUGUUUUUCUCUGCCAUCAAUCCCCAAAUUUUUUUUGUUUGUUGUUUGUUCUCGCGAUGGCACCAAAGGCCGCCGACAAGAAACCAGCUGAGAAGAAGCCCGCGGCGGAGAAAGCCCCCGCAGCCGAGAAGGCCCCGGCGGAGAAGAAGCCCAAGGCCGGAAAGAAGCUCCCGAAGGAAGGCGGAGCCGCUGCCGGAGACAAGAAGAAGAAGAGGGUGAAGAAGAGCAGCGAGACCUACAAGAUCUACAUCUUCAAGGUGCUGAAGCAAGUCCACCCUGACAUCGGGAUCUCCAGCAAGGCCAUGGGUAUCAUGAACAGCUUCAUCAACGACAUCUUUGAGAAAUUGGCCCAGGAAGCUUCAAGGCUCGCCAGGUACAACAAGAAGCCGACGAUUACCUCGAGGGAGAUUCAGACCGCCGUGAGACUUGUGCUUCCCGGGGAAUUGGCCAAGCACGCUGUUUCUGAAGGCACCAAGGCUGUUACCAAAUUCACAAGCUCUUGAAGAAUUAUGGCUGCUGUUGUCAAAUCUCUUCUGAUUGAUGGAUGAAUUUCUAGGGUUUCUCUAUGUUUUUGCUUGUUUUGUUAAGAAUCUUUAAUUUUAGGGUUGAAAUUAGGGUUUGAAGGUCUGUACUUCUCCUAGAUAUGUAUAGAUGCGUAUGUUAGUAUCUCUUCUCUGUACUGAACCUCUGGUUCUCUUCUGAAUCAAUCAAAUCCAGUUUCCGAUUAGUUUUCUGAUUUUUUCUUAAUUUUUUUUUGAAAUAAUUUUUCUGCUGUUUGCAUAUUAACAAUCAAAUUAAAACUUGUUUUCCUGGU